Molecule: messenger RNA, 1460 nt
Organism: Zea mays
Lineage: Eukaryota; Viridiplantae; Streptophyta; Magnoliopsida; Poales; Poaceae
Product: putative alcohol dehydrogenase superfamily protein
Exons: 3
Coding region: 79-1284 (401 amino acids)
Biological process (GO): carbohydrate metabolic process
Molecular function (GO): polygalacturonase activity
Source: RefSeq, marked provisional
CUAAUUAUCACCUGUAAGCCAGCUGAACCACAUCUCGUCGUGCACAUCCGGAGCCCGGGAACACACACACACAUUGUCAUGGCCAUGCCCAAGCCCGUCCUGAGCCUGCUCGUGCACCUACACGCCGCCGUCCUGUUCCUUCCCGCCCCGGCCGGCGGCGCGGUCUACAACGUGCUGCGCUACGGCGCGCGCCCCGACGGCGUGACGGACGCGGCGGGGCCCUUCCUCCGCGCGUGGGCGGACGCCUGCCGCUCGCCCCUCCCGGCCGCCGUGUACGUGCCGCCAGGGAGGUACCUGGUGCGGAGCGCCACGUUCACCGGCCCGUGCCACACCCGCGCCGUGACGUUCGCCGUCGCCGGCACGGUCGUCGCCCCCGCGGCCUACGGCGCGCGCGGCUCGUCGGGGAGGUGGAUCACGUUCGAGAACAUGGACGGCCUCGUCGUCGCCGGCGGCGGCACGCUGGACGGCCGCGGCAGGGCACUCUGGGCCUGCAGACAGCGCGGGCAGCGCGACUGUCCGACCCCCACGUCCACUCUGACGAUCGCCAACUCCAAGGACGUGGUGGUGGCCGGGCUCCGGUCGGUGGACAGCGAGCUGUUCCACGUGGUGGUGCUGCAGUGCCACGGCGUGACGGUGCGCGGGGUGACGGUGGAGGCGCCGGCGGACAGCCCCAACACCGACGGCAUCCACCUGCACAUGUCCACCCACGUGUCGGUGUACGACGCCAGGAUCAGCACCGGCGACGACUGCAUCUCCAUCGGCCCCGGCAACUCUCACCUCUGGAUCGAGCGCGUCGCCUGCGGCCCCGGCCACGGCAUCAGCAUCGGGAGCCUGGGCAAGCAGCAGGGCACGGAGGUGGAGGCGGUGCAGAACGUGACGGUGAAGACGACGUGGUUCACCGGCACCAUGAACGGGCUGCGGAUCAAGACGUGGGGCGGCUCCAAGCGCGGCUUCGUCACGGGCGUCACCUUCGCCGACUCCACCAUGUCCGGCGUGGACAACCCCAUCAUCAUCGACCAGAACUACUGCCCCACCAGCAGCGGCUGCCCCGGCGCCGGCCGGAGCUCCAGCAUCAGGAUCAGCGACGUGCGGUACGUGGGCAUCCGGGGCUCGUCGGCCACGCCGGUGGCCGUCAACUUCGACUGCAGCCGGAGCUACCCCUGCAGUGGCAUCAGCCUGCAGGACGUGGCGCUGACGUACCAGAACCGGGCCGCCGCCAAGUCCUACUGCCGGAACGUGCAGGGGACCGCGCUCGGCCUCGUGCUGCCGCCGAGCUGCCUCUGAUCAGACGAUCGACCUUGCAACUUACAUUGCCGGCCGGACGCAGCAGUUAGCUGCAUGCGUUGUCACGUGUAUAUAGAUGCAUAUGUCGAGUGUAUUAUGUACGGAGUAUGUGGGGAGUGCUUACUGCUUAGACUAGGAGAACAUUACGAGCUUCUUCUGACAGUAGAUGGUUAUAU